UGGGGCCCCCGGGCAAUAGGGGAUCAUGGGGCCCCUGUGUCCUUGCCCAAACUCAAAAAAGCCUAUGAAAAAGGUACCAAGGGCAUCUCAUGGGGCCCCCUACUGACCCCGGGCCCUCGGGCAGUGCCCGAGUUUCCAAAUGGUCAGUCUGCCCCUGAUGGUAAAACAGCUUACAUAUAAGUAUUCCACUUUUCAGCUUUUACCAGUAUUUAUUUUCCUACUACAGCCAUGAUUUUCUAGUUAAGAUCUGGAA
Molecule: messenger RNA, 253 nt
Organism: Staurois parvus
Lineage: Eukaryota; Metazoa; Chordata; Amphibia; Anura; Ranidae
Source: the annotation of a GenBank genome assembly